UGUGUGUGUGCGCAUGUAUGUGUGUGUGUAUGUGCGUGUGACAGGAGGACACAUGUGAGUAACUGUGUGUUAAAUAGAGUGUGCGCGUAAGAGAGAGGGAGACUGACUGAGUGUGUGUGUGUGAGAGAGAGAGAGGGAGAGAGAGAGAGAGAAAGCUGCCAUCAUAUGACACUGACGGAGCCAAGUUGAGAAGCAAACUGCUGCAAAGGGAGAGAGACGCGACAGAGUGACAGAAAUGAGGGGAUAGAAGGAAGUGGAGAGAGAAGAAGAAGAAGCGACCAACAGAGGAAAACAAGAGACCCUCGUAAAAAGUAACAAGCCUCCACACCUGUGUUCAGGGGACAACUGAAAGAUGGAUGCCAAAGAGUCGGGGCCACCCACUGAGGCUCCAGAGGAUGUCAACAAACUCAGCUUCUGGAUGCCUGGAAACUACCAGCGGACGGUGCAGCGGACCCCGGAUGCGUUCCAGGCGUGUAAUGACCUGGUGACCUGCUUCCAGGAGCGUGCGCGCGUGGAGAAGCAGUACUCACAGCAGCUCAACCAGUGGAGCACCAAGUGGAAGAAGAUCACAGAGAACAGGCCGCUGUACGGUUCCCUGAUGCGGGCCUGGCAGUGUUUCUUCACCUCCACCGAGCGGCUGUCCGCCCAGCAUUCCAGUAUCUCCCAGGCGCUGGUGAACGAGGAGGGGGAGCGUGUGCGCACCUGGCAGAAGGACACCUUCCCCCGGAAGAUGAUGUACGGCUUCAAAGAGUCACACGACCUGGAGACGGAGUUCUCGCGCGCACAGAAGCCAUGGGCCAAAAAACUCAAGAAGCUGGAUGAGGUGUGUGCUGCCUACCACAAGGCCAGCCAGCGUGAGCAGGCGGCCAUUGACAAGGAGAAGGCCGCCAAGGACAACUCUGCCCUGAGCGAAUCCAAAGUCAACAAGAUCACCAAGGCCAAGGAAGCGGCAAGCCAGGACCGCGAGAAGACCCGGGGGAAGUAUGAGAAGGUUCUGGAAGACGUGACGGCGUACGCCCCACGCUACAUGGAGGAGAUGGAGGCCAUCUUUGACAAGGCCCAGGAGGAGGAGAGGAAACGCAUCAGCUUUCUCAAACAGGCCUUCCUGUCGAUACACCGCCACCUGGACGUCACCAAUAACGAGAGUGUGAAGGCUGUGUACAGUGAGCUGCAUCACACCCUCAUGUCCAUAAGUGAGCCGGAUGAUCUGCGCUGGUGGAAGAACAACCACGGCCCCGGAAUGCCCACCGACUGGCCCCGACUAGAGGAGUGGGUUAAUCCUCAGGGCAAACCAAAGAGAGGCAAGAAACCCAAGAAAUCCCUGGAGGAGCGAACAGUGAUGAUUGGAGGGGUGAAAGUCCGGGCCCUGUAUGAUUACGAGGGAGAGGAAGAAGAUGAGCUCUCCUUCAAAGCAGGCGAGCAAUUCCUGAAGAUUGAGGAGGAAGACGAGCAGGGCUGGUGCAGAGGCAUGAAGGAAGGCGGGGUGGAGGGAUUCUUCCCUGCCAAUUACGCGGAGCUUGCAGACUGACCUCCAGCCCACCAGGGGAGCCAGAGGGCUCAAUACGCAGCUGCAAAAGUUGGUCUUUUGUCACCAUAGCAACCAGGAAUAAAAGAAUGUGGACAGUUGAUUGUGUGCACCACUGUGCCUGGAGGCCCAGAGACUGUUAUCCCCCUUCUUUCAUGAGGGUAAUGCCGUAACAUUAACCAAAAUUUAGUACUACAUUGAAAGGUUUGAAACAAGUAUUUAUGUCAUUGCUCUGAAUGGUACACUAUUUUCAGGUUUUUUUGUUUCAAUUCAGUUCAUUUCCAUCUCUGAAUUUCAAUGAGGCCUAAUAGACUUUAAACGUACUAGGUAAGGUUUGACUUGAGUUUAUGAAUAAAAUUUCCCCCUCAGUUAUUUGCACAGAUGUUUGACAAUGGAGGGCUAGAGACCGCUAGCAGAAUCUCAUGCGAACAUGUAUGGCAAUGUGAAACAAGUUAUUUUUUUCCUGUGUACAACAAUAAUGUGACAGAAAACAACAGUGUCAGAGUGGCAUGUGGCGUGGAAGGUGUGUUCAAAUCGGUGCUCGGCCACGCCUGUUUCUAUAGCCUUGAAGAGAUGGUGAAAAUUCUGAGGUGCUGCUCUAGACUGCCUGUGUUAUCUGCUGUGAUGUCACCUCUCAAAGGCUGUCAGGAAUGUCUUUGGCACACAAGCUACUGUGUGAACACCACUGGGCAUGGUGCUCAACUUCUCUACCUAAUAAAAACACUAAAGCAUUGUACAUUUA
Messenger RNA from Engraulis encrasicolus (European anchovy), 2267 nucleotides. RefSeq names its product protein kinase C and casein kinase substrate in neurons protein 3-like. Bases 353 to 1528 code for a protein of 391 amino acids. The record is from RefSeq and is a predicted model, not a curated record. The transcript has 10 exons. Gene Ontology annotation, biological process: regulation of endocytosis; cytoskeleton organization; plasma membrane tubulation. Gene Ontology annotation, cellular component: plasma membrane; cytoplasm; endosome. Gene Ontology annotation, molecular function: protein binding; phospholipid binding. Lineage: Eukaryota; Metazoa; Chordata; Actinopteri; Clupeiformes; Engraulidae.